AUGGAAAAUCAACUUAACAGCGUGCACUUACUUCUUAUCUAUCCAAUAAUAAAUAACUCUUUUAUUUAUAUAUAAGCUCUAAUUUUAUAAAAAAUGAGUAAGCUUUCUUUUGAAACGAAGAGGUUAGAUAUAUCUCGAGGAGUAAUAAAAGCAGACGCAAUUGGAUUCGCAGCCUUUGGAGCGCUGUAUCUCCUACUUUCACUUUUUCCGUGGCAUCUAGAAGCAUUUCUCUGAUGUGCCUUACUUUAUUCUCCUUAUUUCAUUGCUGCAUUUUUUGCCUAUAGAAGCUCGAAAUCUCAUCAUAAGUCAAGCUUAGAGUGUUAUAGCGUAAUUUUGAUGAUUAUUUGUACUUGAUUUGUGCUACUUACAAUUACAACAAUUUCACUAUAGCCGUAGCAAUCUUUUGGCUCAGACUUCCCGAUAUUUUCCUGAAAGAGGGGAGUUUGUCAAGCCAGCAUUAACUAAUCAAACCAGUAUUAGUUGGAUUUACUUACAUCCUUCUUUCCUGCUGGGGAAAGACCAGGAACCUCAACCAAAGAGUGUUCGGACUAUAUUUGGAUAUGCUUUAUAUGAAAUAUUGAAUUAUGAUUGUGACCGUGAACAUAAUGAUAGCUGUAGUCUAGGAGAAGGCGUUGGCUGGUUUAUUACCAUCUUACUGGGAUUUAUGGGGCUUUUAUUGAUUUCAAGCUGUGUCCUUACAUUUUUUGCUAUGGCUCAUUCGAACAAGACAAUUGGACUGCUAUCUGGUAAAAUGAAGAAUUACCAGCAGCCUUUAAUCCCUCCUGCAAUGUACCCGGCUUACCCACAGCAAAUGAACCAAGAUUAUUUAAGAUAA
Messenger RNA from Blepharisma stoltei, 835 nucleotides. NCBI's taxonomy places the organism in Eukaryota, Ciliophora, Heterotrichea, Heterotrichida, Blepharismidae. The record is from the annotation of a GenBank genome assembly.